Micromonas commoda is the source of this 3165-nucleotide messenger RNA. RefSeq lists its product with no specific name. Lineage: Eukaryota; Viridiplantae; Chlorophyta; Mamiellophyceae; Mamiellales; Mamiellaceae. The record is from RefSeq and is a predicted model, not a curated record. Bases 1 to 3165 code for a protein of 1054 amino acids. The transcript has a single exon.
AUGGCGGGCGACGAGACGCCGUCGGCGAUGGACGACGAGGCCGUGCAGGUGGCGGCUCUCGCGGAUGCCAUGACCGACGCCAUGUCGGUCGCGACGCGCGCAUCGCUCGACGACCCGGAGGCGAACGAGGGCGCGUCGACGAGCGCAGUCUCCGCGCUCCUGGGCGAUCGGGCGUCGGCGAAGGCGUCGCGGUGGGCGCGCAGGGCGAAGGAGCGCCUCGAGGAAUCGAGGGACAGGCUGCGCAGGGUCAUCGAGGGCGAGUGGGACCUCAAGACGACGCUCGCGCACCGCGAACGCAAGGCUGUCGCCGGGGCGCUCGCGUGCGUCGCCCCGGGGCUGAACCGCGACGACGACGACGCGCUUUCGGAUCUCCUCCGCUGGUUCGUCGUCGACGCCCUCGGGUUGGACGAGGAUUCCCUCCUGGCGGUGUCGCCGCUCGCGACGCCGCCGCCCACCACCGUGGAGGAACAGAUCCAGCGCACGACGACGGCCGCGGGCACCUUCGUCGGCGCGCUCGCCGUCGCCGAGUCUCUCCCCGGCGACGACGAUCCGACGGAAGACGACCACGAUCCGACGGAGCGCUCGGACUUUGGCGACCCCGCGAACACAGCUGUCGACGACGGGAACUCCCGCGUCAACUCGGUGGCCGGGCGGCUGCGCGAGAGAUGGACGGACGUCAUCGGCGCGUUGAUGACCGCCGCGGUGGCGGCCAAGAGGUACGACGCGCGAUGCGCCGCCGCGUUGAGACGUCUGAGUGUAGCGGCGGGCGUGCGUUGGAGCCGCGUCGCCGCGCUCGAGGAUUCGCUCGCGCUGCACCUCAAGUCCAUCCUGCGCAGCCAGAGAGGUGCCGAGGGGGGUGCCGAGGGGGGUGCCGAGGGGGCUGCCGAGGGUGCGACGUCGUCCGCGAUGUCCCCGUCCAACGCCGUCGUCGCCAAACAUAGCGGCGGCGGCCAAACGCAAACAACAGACGGCGGGUGGCUCUCUCAGCUUCGGAACAUGUCGGCGUCGCGCGCGCUGUCCGUGACGGCGGCUGCGGCGGUGGGCGGGUCGGUCCUGUUCAUCACCGGGGGUCUCGCCGCGCCCGCGGUGGUGGCGUCGCUCGCGUCCAUGGGCGCCGCGGGGGGGAUACUGGGCACCGCGGCUCUCUCCGUGGGUACGCUGCUGGCGUAUUUCGGCGGCGCCGGCGGUAUAUCGAUGAUCUUCGGCGGCGUCGGCGCGGGCUUGACCGGGUGGAGGAUGCUCAACCGAACGUCGGGGCUGACGCAGUUCGCCUUUCUCCCCGUGCGGGGCACCGGCGCGGGCAUGAGCGUCUACCUCUUCGUCCCGGGUUUCCUUCGAGACCCCGCGGAUCUCUUCCGGACGUGGGGUGCGUCCGACGGCGUCUACUCGGUGGUGCUGCAACUUCCUCCGUCUCCUAAGGACGAUAAGGGUAACGAUAAGGGCGAUAAGGACGAUAAGGACGACGACGUCAAGGGUCAGCUGGUGGCGGGGCUGGGUAUGUGGCUCAAGAGGGACCCGAUCACCGACGACGUGUUCGUGUCGUGGAUCGACCCGGGGGGAGCGGCGGACAGAGCGGGCGUCGCCGAGGGAUCCGUGCUCACCGCUCUCGCCACCCGGGUCGAUACGGAUAAGGAGAGUUUGGACGAUACGGAUGAUGACACGCCAAGGCCGGCUCCGAGGGUGCGACGCGUCCGCGGGCGCGGGGACGAUCCGAACGACAGGUCGUUGCUCAGGCUGUCGCAGGUGCGCGCCGUGCUCGCGGGACGGGAUCGCACGAGGUCGGGCGAGAGGCUAUCCGAAAUUUCACCCGUGGAAGCCGCCGGGGCGGCUGGGAACGUCGUCGUCGCCGAGCUGUGGCUCCGGCGCAACCUCGCCGCGGGGGACGACGUGGAGAAGAUCGCGAAGCGUCGGGGUUUGCCCAAGCUGAGGCUCUUCAGGCGCAGAGCCGAGGCGAAGAGGAAGGCGAAGUUGGCGCAGGCGAUGGUCGGCGCGAGCGAGGCUGAAAUCAUCGCCGGGAAGGACGGGGCGGUGCCGGAGCAGGAUAACGACGAAGAAGAGGACGACGAGGAAGCGGGCGACGACGGGGAUGACGACGAGGACGACGAGGACGAGGACGACGAGGACGAGGACGACGACGAGGACGAGGACGACGACGAAAAAGCGACAAAAACCGAGGCGAACGAGGCGGGUCCCCCGUCGCCGCCGCCGCCCGCGCCCGCCGCUCAACACAGGUGGCACCGCGCGGGCAUCGACGCCCUGCGGUCCAUCGGCAACGGCGUCGUCUCCGUCGCCUCCGUCGUUCCCUUCGUCGGCGGUACCCCGGGUGGGGGCGAGAAGAGGACACCGUCCGGCGGCGACGGCGGCGACGGCAGCCCGGAGAAGACGGAGGACGAGCGACGACGCGACUCCGCGGCGGCUGCGGCUGAGCUGGCAGCCUCGUGGCCGCUGCCCAACGGCGAACAGCACGUGGUUGGGUGGGAGCACGCCUUGCUGGUGGAGCUCGGGCUCGCGAUGACCUCCUUCGCGCAGGACGCUGUGACGUCCUACGCCGUCGGACACGGCAUCGGGUACACCUCCCUCGCCGGCAUAGCCGCGGCGGUGACGUGGCCGGCGCUGCUCCUGAAAUCGUCCCAAUUCAUCGACUCGCCUUGGGCCCUCGCCAUCGCCCGCGCCGGGGACGCGGGCGAGGCGCUCGCGUCCGCGCUGCUCGAGCGGAAGCAGGGCAUGAGGCCCGUGACGCUCGUCGGGUACAGCGUCGGGUGCGAAGCCAUCGCGCGGUGCUGCCGGGUGCUCGCAAACGCCGAGGGCGGAAAAGGCUUAGGGUUGGUGGACGCCGUGGUGCUGGUGGGCGCGACGCUGGACACCGGGUUCGAUACCUGGGCGCCGAUCAGGGCUGUGGCGUGCGGGAGGGUGGUCAACGCGCACGUCAGCGGGGCGGCGGCGGCGAACGAUUGGCUCCUGGCGUUUCUGUACAGGGCAAACACCCAGGUGCUCGCGUCGGUGUUCAACCCGACAAACGUCGUCGGCGCGGCGAAGGGUCUGGCGGCGUGGUCGACGGUGGCGCACCCGGGGGUUGAGAACGUGGACGUGUCGGACGUUUGCUGCCAGCACACGGACAUACCGGACGAGAUGCCGCGCAUACUGACCAAGUGCGGCAUGAGCUGA